GGCGGCGGCAGCCGGCGGCGGCAGCGUGUUUUCAGGUGGCGGCGUCGGGCUCCAGGAGCUGCAGCGGCACGAGGAGGAGGAUGGCGGAGUCCUCGGACAAGCUCUAUCGGGCCGAGUACGCCAAGAGCGGGCGCGCCUCUUGCAAGAAGUGCAAGGAGAACAUUCCCAAGGACUCGCUCCGGAUGGCCAUCAUGGUGCAGUCACCCAUAUUCGACGGGAGAGUCCCACACUGGUACCACUUCUCCUGCUUCUGGAAGGUUGGCCAUACCCUCCCGCACCCUGACGUGGAUGUGGACGGGUUUUCCGAGCUGCGUUGGGAUGACCAGCAGAAAGUCAAGAAGACCGCAGAAGCUGGCGGAGUGGCAGGCAAAGGCCAGGAUGGAAGUGACAGCAAGCUAGACAAGACACUGGGUGACUUCACCGCCGAGUACGCCAAGUCCAACAGAAGCACAUGCAAGGGGUGUAUGGAGAAGAUAGAAAAGGGUCACAUGCGCCUGUCCAAGAAGAUGCUGGACCCGGAGAAGCCACAGAUGGGUGUGAUCGACCGCUGGUACCACCCAAACUGCUUCGUCCAGAACAGGGAGAAGCUGGGUUUCCGGCCUGAGUACAGCGCAAGCCAGAUCGCGGGCUUCUCCAUCCUCACUCCAGAGGACAGAGAAUUCCUGAAGAAGCUGUUCCCAAAAGUCAAGAGUGAAGGAAAGAGAAGAGGUGAUGAAGUGGAUGGCAGAGAUGAAGGGGGCAAGAAGAAAUUUAAAAAAGAAAAAGACAAGGAUAGUAAGCUUGAAAAGGCCCUCAAGGCUCAGAACGACCUAAUCUGGAAUAUCAAGGACGAGCUAAAGAAGGUGUGUUCGACGAAUGACCUGAAGGAGCUCCUCAUCUUCAACAAGCAGCAAGUGCCUUCCGGGGAGUCGGCGAUCUUGGACCGAGUAGCUGAUGGGAUAGUGUUUGGUGCCCUCCUUCCCUGUGAGGAAUGCUCAGGCCAGCUGGUCUUCAAGAGCGAUGCCUAUUACUGUACUGGGGACGUCACUGCCUGGACCAAGUGUAUGGUCAGGACACAGACACCCAACCGCAAAGAAUGGGUGACCCCAAAGGAAUUCCGGGAAAUCUCUUACCUCAAGAAACUGAAAAUCAAAAAGCAGGACCGCCUGUUCCCCCCUGAGGCCAGCGCCCCAGUGGUGGCAGCACCCCCACCGUCCAAAGCCACACCGCCCCCCACUGAGAACUCUUCUGCUCCAGCAGAUAAACCAUUGUCCAACAUGAAGAUCCUCACUCUGGGGAAGCUGUCCCGGAACAAGGAGGAAGUGAAGGCCAUGAUCGAGAAGCUUGGGGGCAAGCUGACAGGAACAGCCAACAAGGCUUCCGUGUGCAUCAGCACCAAGAAGGAGGUGGAGAAGAUGACGAAGAAGAUGGAGGAAGUAAAAGAAGCCAACGUUCGAGUUGUGUCUGAGGACUUCCUCCAGGAUGUCUCAGGCUCCACCAAGAGCCUUCAGGAGCUGCUGUCAGUGCACGUCUUGUCAUCCUGGGGGGCUGCGGUGAAGGUGGAGCCUGCCGAAGUAGUGGCCCCAAAAGCAAAGUCUGGGGCUGCGGUCCCCAAGAAGAGCAAGGGCCCCGUCAAGGAGGAAGGUGUCAACAAAUCUGAAAAGAGAAUGAAGUUGACUCUCAAAGGAGGAGCAGCUGUGGAUCCUGAGUCUGGUCUGGAACAUUCUGCACAUGUCCUGGAGAAAAGCGGGAAGGUCUUCAGUGCCACCCUGGGCCUGGUGGACAUCGUCAAAGGAACCAACUCCUAUUACAAGCUACAACUUCUGGAGGACGAUAAAGAAAGCAGGUACUGGAUAUUCAGGUCCUGGGGCCGCGUGGGCACAGUGAUCGGGAGUAACAAACUGGAGCAGAUGCCGUCCAAGGAGGAUGCCAUUGAGCACUUCAUGAAAUUAUAUGAAGAAAAAACCGGGAAUGCCUGGAAUUCCAAGAACUUCACGAAGUAUCCCAAAAAAUUCUACCCUCUGGAGAUUGACUACGGCCAGGAUGAAGAGGCAGUGAAGAAGCUGACAGUAAACCCUGGCACCAAGUCCAAGCUUCCCAAGCCAGUUCAGGAACUCAUUAAGAUGAUCUUCGAUGUGGAAAGUAUGAAGAAGGCCAUGGUGGAGUACGAGAUUGACCUUCAGAAGAUGCCCUUGGGGAAGCUGAGCAAACGGCAGAUCCAGGCAGCAUACUCCAUCCUCAGUGAGGUCCAGCAGGCGUUGUCCCAGGGCAGCAGCGACUCCCAGAUCCUGGACCUCUCAAAUCGCUUCUACACCCUGAUCCCCCAUGACUUUGGGAUGAAGAAGCCUCCACUCCUGAACAAUGCAGACAGCGUGCAGGCCAAGGUGGAAAUGCUGGACAACCUGCUAGACAUCGAGGUGGCCUACAGUCUGCUCAGGGGUGGCUCUGAGGACAGCAGCAAGGACCCCAUCGAUGUCAACUAUGAGAAGCUCAAAACUGAGAUUAAGGUGGUUGACAGAGAUUCUGAAGAAGCCGAGAUCAUCAGGAAGUACGUUAAGAACACUCACGCCACCACACACAAUGCCUAUGACUUGGAAGUCGUUGAUAUCUUUAAGAUAGAGCGUGAAGGGGAGAACCAGCGUUACAAGCCCUUCAGGCAGCUUCACAACCGGCAGCUGCUGUGGCACGGCUCCAGGACCACCAACUUUGCUGGAAUCCUGUCCCAGGGUCUCCGGAUUGCGCCCCCGGAAGCGCCUGUGACAGGCUACAUGUUUGGUAAAGGAAUCUAUUUCGCCGACAUGGUCUCCAAGAGUGCCAACUACUGCCACACAUCUCAGGGAGACCCAAUAGGAUUGAUCCUCUUGGGAGAAGUUGCUCUUGGAAAUAUGUAUGAACUGAAGCAUGCGUCACAUAUCAGCAAGUUACCCAAGGGCAAGCACAGUGUCAAAGGUUUGGGCAAAACGACCCCUGACCCUUCAGCUAGUAUUACUCUGGAUGGUGUGGAGGUUCCUCUUGGGACCGGCAUUUCAUCUGGUGUUAAUGACACUAGUCUACUGUAUAAUGAGUACAUCGUCUACGAUAUUGCUCAGGUAAAUCUGAAGUAUCUGCUAAAACUGAAAUUCAAUUUUAAGACGUCCCUCUGGUGAAUUACAAGAUAUGGCCAUGUCACACACCAGUGACUGGUAUGGAUUCGCCUCGUGCUUACGUGUCAGCCCACCGACCAGACACCUCAGCUAAUUUUAUAUGAACGUACAGUAACCUGUUCAAAGGUCUUCCCAACUUUUCAAGCCCCUCGUUUUCUGUUUGAUUUUUUUUUUUUUUCCGGUGGGGGUGGGGGGGUGUGCUUUUUCCCUCUAGGUAUAUCACUUGUGUGGUACAACUGACAAUAGAGGAAAAGUUGGGAAGAGUUGUUUUUUUUUUUUU
Loxodonta africana (African savanna elephant) is the source of this 3402-nucleotide messenger RNA. It is a transcript of the gene PARP1, whose product is annotated as poly(ADP-ribose) polymerase 1. Gene Ontology annotation, molecular function: NAD+ poly-ADP-ribosyltransferase activity; DNA binding; NAD+-protein mono-ADP-ribosyltransferase activity. Gene Ontology annotation, cellular component: nucleus; nucleolus. Gene Ontology annotation, biological process: double-strand break repair; protein poly-ADP-ribosylation. NCBI's taxonomy places the organism in Eukaryota, Metazoa, Chordata, Mammalia, Proboscidea, Elephantidae. The record is from RefSeq and is a predicted model, not a curated record. The coding region runs from base 81 to 3125 and encodes 1014 amino acids. The transcript is spliced from 23 exons.